Messenger RNA from Cooperia oncophora, 600 nucleotides. Lineage: Eukaryota; Metazoa; Nematoda; Chromadorea; Rhabditida; Trichostrongylidae. The record is from the annotation of a GenBank genome assembly.
AUGGGUAUCGCCGGUACCGAUGUGGCAAAGGAAGCGUCUGAUAUCAUUCUUACUGAUGACAACUUCACAUCAAUCGUCAAAGCUGUAAUGUGGGGACGUAACGUGUACGAUUCGAUCGCUAAAUUCCUACAAUUUCAACUUACUGUGAACGUGGUUGCAGUAGUUGUAGCGUUUGUUGGUGCUUGCGCCAUUCAGGAUACUCCUCUGAAGGCCGUACAAAUGCUCUGGGUGAAUCUUAUUAUGGAUACCCUUGCCUCUUUGGCUUUGGCUACAGAAAUGCCUACUGAAGAACUCUUGAAAAGGAAACCUUACGGUCGAACCAGCCCUCUGAUUUCUCGCACCAUGAGCAAGAACAUCCUUGGACAUGCAGUGUAUCAGCUGGUUGUACUGUUUACUCUCAUCUUCUACGGCGAAAAACUCUUCGAAAUUCCAUCUGGUCGAUGGGCUCCUCUUCAUUCACCGCCGUCUGUUCAUUUCACGAUCGUAUUUAACACCUUUGUGCUGAUGACAUUGUUCAACGAGAUCAACGCCAGGAAAAUUCAUGGAGAGCGAAACGUGUUUACUGUGAGUUUUCGGUUUGAUUUAUUUCUUCGCCCUUGA